Parascedosporium putredinis is the source of this 609-nucleotide messenger RNA. The record is from the annotation of a GenBank genome assembly. Lineage: Eukaryota; Fungi; Ascomycota; Sordariomycetes; Microascales; Microascaceae.
AUGGUAAACAACGAUAAACCCGAAACUGAUCAAGCGCUUCGAGGCCACGACCGUCUACUCCCACCCCGCGCGACCGCCGAUAUCAUCUUCGUCCAUGGCCUCAACGGCGGCCCAGCCCACACCUGGACGGGCAAGAACGACGUCUUUUGGCCUCUGCAGCUCCUGGUGCCUUCGCUCAUCAACACCCCGGCCAACAUCAUAGUAUACGGGUACAACGCGGACGUGGCGUCCUGGACCAAGGACAGCUCGCCGUCCGAGAACUUUGUCUACCAGCAUGCGCAGGACCUGCGGGCGCUCCUCUACUCCAACGACGUGCGCGACCCGGCUCUCGAGAUCCAGCGCUCCCUCUACGUGUCGACCUACGGCAUCAUUUUCCUCGGUACGCCGCACACGGGUUCUAAUCUCGCCUCGUGGGGCCGCAUCCUGCAGGCCAUGUCCGGGGUCGUGCCCAAGAAAAUACUCAACACGGAACCCGUGCUCUUAAAGACGCUGAAGAAGGACAACGUCGUCUUGCAAGAGAUUAAUAAUCACUUCCUCGACAUAUACCAGCGUUUCAAGAUUCACAUGGUCCGGGAGAACAAGAAGACGGACCUAAAAUACACGGUGUAG